CACCACCAUCUCUUUGCUGCUGCUCUACACUCAACGCGGCUGAGAACAUUGAAAAUCAAAAAUUAAUUAGCAAUUAGCUAACUUAUAAAUUGUACUGAAAACUGAUCAAUUUGAGUACUAUUCUCCAGUUAGUCCACCAAUGCACCUAAAUCAGUUCUUUUUAAUACAGAGAUUCGUUAUCAUCUGAAGAACUGGAUAACAAUUUUGUCAAGUUGUAUGUGAUAGUGGUCGAAUAUAGCGAAUGUUGUAGGGAGAAUAGACGGCCGCCAGUGAUUGAUUUAAAAGUGAACAGUGAAUGGUAAUUAAAGUGACAAUUUGACUUCUGGACGCAGUUUGUUGAACUUGUUGUUUUUGCUAAAUUGAUAUGAUAGAACUCAACAGGUCAGUGUACACAGCCAUUUGCUGCUGUGAACAUUUAGAAUUGAAUCCCGUCGUACAUUUAAGUUCUGCUCAUCGAAAUGAAUGCAACAAAUGAAUCGGAAGGCGAGAGUAACAUUGCACCCCCGGACACUGACACCAACUGUAUUUAUGUGUGUUUGGAUGGAAACUUUCUUCCGAUAAGGUUUGGAGUAUUCGAUAAAAGUGACGCAUCUACUCCUGCACAGCUUACCUUCAACAAUCAAGAUCCAAUCUACUACACAAUUCAAUCAAACGCUGAGGAGGAAGGAGCAGAAUUUCCUAUAACUGAUCUUCAACAAGUUCAGCAACUUACGAUAGUUCAGCAGGAGGAGGCCCAUGCUGAUUCAAUUAAGUUGGGAGAGGAGAACGAGGAAUUGUUGGACUUUGAAAUUAUUUCUAGAGCCAAGCUCUAUGGGUCAAGCCCUUUAGCAGAGACAGAUAUCAGUGUAUCACUAUUGAACGCAAUUGCUGCAACAUCGUCGGAAAUUUCACCAAUACAAGUUACAGCGAGGCUUCCUCAACGCACUGAAGAAGCUCCAGAAACAUUGAUUUCAGUCAAUGUUCUUACCCAAAAUCUGGGAAAGUUAUCAAAAGUAGAAUUUUCUUGUAAAAAACGCCAGGUGUCAAGCUUCACUGUUCUAGACGGAGUGCAAACUUAUUGGGGAUCAAGUGAGGCUGACGUCGUAGUUGAUGACAAAGUCCAAAAUAUUCCUUGGGGAAAAAUCACCCUUAGCAAAAACAGUUUACUAAUAAGACAUCCUGCGUUGAGGUACAACCCUGAUCAAAGUCCUGUGGAACGUCUUUGCUUAUUCCCAUCUCAAACAAAAACCAAUCCACACAGUUUGGUUGCUGGUGUAAUAUCCUAUUCUCCGAAUGGAUUGUUUAUCAAAAACCGGACAUUAGGACCAGUAGAAAGCUACAUUACUGAUUUUAACGUAUCCGACAUGAAUCCCGAACAAGUUCCAAGGUUCGAUAAGCGGAAAAAUUUUCAAGUUCAGUUGGUUCAAGUACAACAAGCGACAGUAUUACCCAACACUCAUCUUGCAAACAUGCCCCCAUUGGUUCUCAGUAAUCCAUUUCGUUUGGUAUACGCUAUAAAUCCAAAGUUUUCGCCACCGCGACCAUCCCCCUCCUCUACUGGUGGUAAUAAUGCUAUUUGUGUACAACACACGAAUGACCACAUAAUUGGACAAAACACGACCGCAGCCGCGGCCACCUCCCCCUCGUAUACUUUCGCAUCCACAUCAAAUUCCACACAUCCCCAUGCUAAUAUUAUUGAAGCUAAUCUACCACAAGAUACAAGAGCAAGAUCAUUCAAGGUCGCCAAAGUAGCAAAAGCAAAGCCGUGUAGGAAACAAACAAACCAACCUACUAUAAAGAAAGCCAGGCUAAACCAAAGUCGAAAGAGGGCAACAAAAGUUGCUUCUAGUUCUUGUAAUUCAGAGUUUUCAAAUGUGUCCGUUCUCAAUGGACUCGAGACACAAACUCGAACCGUUAACAUGGAUAGUGCAACUGUGUUGUAUAAUAGCAAUUCGUAUGAUCCUAGUUCAACAGUAAUUCGUGGGUCACCUGUUAUGAAUAAUAGCGGAACAUUUCCUCAACAAUAUUUGCUUAUGCCACAGUCAAGUUUAAGCGUUUCAGAAGGCAGUGUUCAGCAGCAGCAGACCACCGCGGGAGCUGGACCGUAUAACUCCAAUCACCUAAUCGUAAGCAGCAUGCAAAAUCCAACUACUAUGCUAUACUCUCCCGAGAGAAACUUUCAAGCUUACUCGACCAAUAUUCAGCAACAAGCAGGAUAUUCAUCCCUUGGCCCAGGUUCAGUCUCACCUUUGAACAGCAAUACCACUCAAAUACUGGGAACAACGUGUAAUUUAGUAGGAAACGUUGCAAACAUUACCGGAAAUAUGAUUGUUCGUUCUCUAAAUAGCAAUAGUCAAAACGCAUCGUAUGCUAUAUCAUCUACGAAUUCAUUUCAAGGAAAUUCUUCUCACAUUCCCGCACCCUCAAGUACUACUAGUGUUCGCCAGCCAAUGUUUACUAAAAUCCAAGUGAACAACAUUCAUAAAAAUGGUAGCCAGAUGCAAUUAGGUCCUUCCGCAUUUAUCUCUGCUACUCCACAACGACAUCAGGUCGCUACGUCACCAGGUGUUGACCAUCCAGCCAUGUCCAUAAUAAAAACACAGUUUAUUGCUUCUCAGACUCAGCCCCCUUGUUCAUCAACUCAAACAGCCCCUAUUGGUCUUCAAUCAUUGGUUUUAGUAUCACCGGAAAAAAAGACAGACCAGACAGUUGAAACGAAACCUACGCCAUGUGAAAAAUUCUCAAGAGAACGUUUCAUUGAAGGCCAUGAAGCCGUGUGCCAUAACUGCGGCACACGAUCACGGGACCUACACUUCUGUGAUUAUUGCAGAUUCAAAAUGUCGCCUGAUGCUAAACUUGUUGCCCUUGGACCAAACUCCAAACCCAACAUUGCUGAAUCAACUGUGAAAAAGGUCACAAACUCACCAGCAAUUCAAAAGCGAAAGUCGAAGAAGGGGAAAAGAUCCGAAGAGUGCAUCGUUUUAUCAUCUGACGACGAAGACCAACCAAAGCCAAAGGUUUCAAAGUCAGAAACUAAAUUGGACGCUUCUUCGGUGUCCAACAAUUCUACUUCGGCAGUGGUGAAGAAAGAAUUAAAAAUUAAUUUAAGCCAGCCUUGCUCUUCCACUGCCUCUGGUUCAAACGUUCAACGUCCUGCAUUGCAUAGUCAAGAAGAAGAAGAGGAGUAUGCGAAACUCAUUAACGAAAUCCAAGAAUCGUUAAACGCAUCGUCAAAGGAGACGGUGGUCAAAGUAGAAUGCCGUUCUGUGAGAGUUGGUGACUACAAAUGUUCCAUGCCCAGCACUACGGGUGCCAUUGUGUAUCAAGUUAUCUUCUCUCAAAAAGGAAUAGUCUUCACCUUGCCCCACGCUCAAGCUAAACACAAAAUGGUAACGUGUGUCGUACCUAUGGACACCAUACUUAUGGUGGAAGCUCACUUUAAGAAGAAUCUGCCUGUGCUAUUUAUGGCUACCGGAUUAAAGCUUGCUAGCAGCCUGCGGAAAUCACUAGGACUUAGCGAAGAUUCGAAAGACUUGGGAUAUCACUAUGGCCCACAGGAUGGAGACAGGUGCCAGAAACGGAUCGUCUUUCUCUUUACUACCAUUACAGAACAAGCAGUCGGGAUCAUCGUCAAAAUUUUUGGAAGAACCCUUUCUGAAAUUGACAAUCCGAAAGCAAAUCAAAUUCUUUGUGAUAUCACAAGAGAUCCUCAAAAUACGUCUAGCAAUAGGGUGGUUUCUAGUGGAAAAUCAAAGCUCCAUGAGCAGUUAUCAUCUACAAGUGUUUCCACGGCAGAAAAUACGGUUGUACUAGCAUCUAGUCAGGUUGACUGUAGUGAGAAUAAAACGCUCUUGAGCUACCAAGGGAUUUCGGUUCUUCAAAUGGACGUUUUAUGUUUAGCAGAUGAGCAAUUCCUGAAUGACUCUAUCUUAGAUUUUUGGCUAAGAUAUAUUGAACAUGAACUCCUCUCCCCUGAGGAUAGAGCGAGGACGUACAUUUUUUCAACCUUUUUCUACAAGAGAUUGACAACGAGACCUAAGAAACGCCCAAACAGUGCUAUCGAAGAAGACCCUACACUUUCUGCAUCAGAAAAACGACACAGCCGAGUUAAGCGAUGGACGAAAAAUGUUGAUAUCUUUGAGAAAGACUUUUUAAUAAUUCCCAUUAAUGAAAGCCUGCACUGGUUUCUGGCUGUAAUCUGUUUUCCUGGCUUGCUAGGAGUUCAUGACCUAAUAACUGGAGAACCUCUUCCCAAUUAUAAUCAGAAAAGAAAACGUGCAAAAGUAAAGACUGAAGACAAGGCGCCUGAGUCGGAACCACCUUCUAAUGGUUGUUCGAAUAACGGUAACAAAGAGAGUUCUUCAGAAGUGUUGACAGAAGAUAUACCUGGUCAAGACAGAACUGAAAUAUCUAGAGCUGUGAGAGUCAAGAAACCAUGUAUUAUAGUAUUUGAUUCACUUGCCGUCGAGGCCAGAGGACGUGUUUACUCGACACUUAGGGAAUAUUUAAGGAUGGAGUAUAAGACUCGGAAACUCCAGGACCGCGAUUUUACUAAAACCUCAAUGCCAGGAAAUAUGCCCAAAGUUCCUCAACAGCCUAACCAUUGUGAUUGCGGAAUUUAUACUUUGGUCUACGUCGAAUGCUUCUUCAAGCGCCCUCUUUCGACAUUCGACAUUUCAACUGACAAAGCGACAAUAUGGCCCGAUGAUGAUAAUAUGAAACGGUUAUGUUCGACAAAAAGAGAAUCUAUUUACACAUCAAUACAAGAAUUAGUAAAGUCAACAAAUCCAGACGCUAUUGACUGGAUCCCCAGACUCACGUUUACCCUACCUCCCAUUUCGAAGAUUGUGAAAUCUCACCAAGAUUUGGAGACCGGCUCUGCUACCAUCGAAAGUGUGCAGCUAUCGAAAGAAAAUUCCAUCAAUAUUAAAAAGGAGGAGGAGGACACGGCCCAACAAUUUGAUGCUCCUCCGAUUUUUGAAACUACCCACCAUCAUGCUAAUUUACAACCUAGUACUGUAGAGUCCGCAAGAGCUAGCCCUGCGGACAAUGACCAUGAUCACGAUUAUUUUGGAGUUCCUCCAAAUAAGUAAGACUGUACCAAGAGUGCGUCCUUGUGCAUUGCCCUCAGUUGUUGGUAACAUUAUACGGAUUGUGUGAUAAGCUUGCUAAAUAUGUGCACACCAAUAUAAACCCUUCAUGCAACAUAUUUAUAUACAUCCAUCAAUUUGUAUACCUAUUACAAAUCUAACUAUACAUAUAUAUGACGUAGUCUGUUUUUUAUUUAUUUUGCCACUAUUAUACCAAACUAAUAGAGAAUUGUAAUACAUAUAUCACGGGUCUCGUCUAUCUCUCUCUGUUGUUGUACCAAAAUGUAUCUUGUAUACCUGAUUGAAUGAAGUUUAAAAUUGUGCAUUGCCAUUACACAUUGAAACUGGAUUAACUGACACUGUACAUUAUUAAUAAUGCGUGGAUGGCUUUUAGUAAUAAUAAAGUUUUAAUAAUAUAGUCAUA
This is a messenger RNA of Folsomia candida, 5493 nucleotides long. RefSeq lists its product as uncharacterized. Gene Ontology annotation, molecular function: SUMO-specific endopeptidase activity. Gene Ontology annotation, cellular component: cytoplasm; nucleus. Gene Ontology annotation, biological process: protein desumoylation. NCBI's taxonomy places the organism in Eukaryota, Metazoa, Arthropoda, Collembola, Entomobryomorpha, Isotomidae. Bases 459 to 5072 code for a protein of 1537 amino acids. The record is from RefSeq and is a predicted model, not a curated record. The transcript has 13 exons.